Messenger RNA from Penicillium salamii, 2208 nucleotides. The record is from the annotation of a GenBank genome assembly. Lineage: Eukaryota; Fungi; Ascomycota; Eurotiomycetes; Eurotiales; Aspergillaceae.
AUGACCGGCGUUGACAAGCUGCGCGGGGAAGGCUACACCGGAAGUGGUAUUCGCCUGGCGGUGAUUGAUUCGGGCAUUGACUACAAGCAUCCCGCUCUCGGAGGUUGCUUUGGUAAGGGCUGUUUGGUAGAAUAUGGCUGGAAUCUCCUGACAAACACCUCGGAUCCCUGGGAGGGCAAGGCUGGUCACGGAACUCACGUCUCUGGAAUCAUCGCUGCCCAACCCAAUCCCUAUGGAUUCACUGGUGUCGCCCCGAACGUGACCCUCGGUCACUACAAGAUCCUUGGACCGCAACACGUCAAGUAUGAAACUGACAUAGUCACCGCCGCCUUCAAGAUGGCUUAUGAGGACAAGUCUGAUAUCAUCUCUGGAUCUUUCGGCACUUACAAAGGCUGGAGCGACGAGCCUAGUGGAGAAAUUGUCCGGAAGCUAGCCGAUGCUGGUAUUCCCACUUUCAUUUCCGACGGCAAUGAUGGAAGCUUGGGCUUGUUCUUGGCCUCGGACCGCAUUGAUUCCCCGGGCAGCGGAAUUGGAAUCGGAUCUAUCAACAACAAGUACAGCCCUCUGCUUCUUAGCGGAGCGACUUACUCGGCCCAGAACGGCACCAAGCCAUUCGGCUGGCAACUUGCGGGUACCUCUGACUUCAACAAUGGCACUUAUACCCUUUACCCAAGCAGCUUGAACGCAUCUGUUGUUGGUGACUCCUGUGAGCCCUGGACAGGUGACCACCCGGAUCUCUCUGACAAGGUUGUUCUGAUUCGCUACGGUGGCUGCAAGAGCAGUUUGCAGCAGGCUAAUGCUGCCAAAGCUGGCGCCAAGAAUGUUCUGAUCUACCUCAACGAGCCUGGCACCUAUGAGCUGCCUACUGUGGAGCCCACCCUCACUGGCGUGGGUAUGGUCUCUGCUCAGACUGGCGAGAACUGGGUUAAACUUGCGGCCUCGGGUGCCGAAAUCAAACUCAACAUGGUCAGCCAGAAGUUCGCGAAGACUAUCUUCAUCAACGAGACCAACCCUCAGUCUGGUGGCCAAAUCAGUGAAUUCACCCAGUGGGGCCCUAGCAACGAGCUCCUUCCCGUGACCGCUGUAUCUGCACCCGGUGGAUUUAUACUGUCAACUUGGCCUGUUCCUGCGGGUAGCUACGCCAUCGAGAGCGGUACCUCAAUGGCGACUCCUUACGCUGCUGCUUGCGUUGCCCUCUUGAUGGAAGCUCGGGGUAAGGGCAAGCUGACCCCUGCGGAACUCAGGUCAUUGCUUACCACAACUGCCACGCCUAAUGUAUUCCAUGACGGUGUCACCGCAUCGCCGUUCUUGGGAUCUGUGGCGCAACAGGGCGGUGGAUUGAUUGAUGCCUACAAGCUGGUGCAUGCAACCACCAGCUUCAACGUCAGCACCCUUGCCUUCAACGACACCCAGCACAUUGCCCCGGCCUAUAUCCGUAUCAGCAAUAACGCUUCCUCCUCGCGUGACUACACAGUGGGACACGUCGGUGCCGCUACUGUGUACACCCUGUCUGAAAGCAGCUCCGUCCCCGUGUUGAACAAGCUCGGCAACUUUACUGAUCGCACCACCGAAGGAGCGUCGCUUCAGUUCAGCUCAUCCAGCAUUAGCGUACCUGCUGGUGGAUCAGCCGUUAUCAAGGUCACUGCCACUCCGCCCAAGGGUCUUGACUCUCGCCGCAUUCCUGUCUACAGCGGAUACGUCACUUUCAACGGAACCAGCUCAGAUGACUCUUUCUCCGUCCCCUACCUGGGCGUUGCCGCUGCGAUGCGCAAUGUGACUAUCCUGGACACUACGGAGGGCAGCAACAUCCUCACCGAUAGCGUUACCGAGAAGCCCAUCAAGGCCAACGAGCAACUUGUCUUCCCGGGCGAGAACGACCCCGCCGAUCGAGCAAACACCAGCUACCCCAUCUUCCAAACCAAGCUGUCUAUGGGCACGGAUCUGCUCCUCGUCGGUGUCAAGGCCGUCAAUAACAGCACUAUCUUCCCAGUGGUGGACCCUGAAAUUGCGGUCGCCAGGACAACUCAGAUUGGUAUCUCCGGUCCCAAUAAGGUUUCCUUCAUGGGACAGCUGGCCGACGGCUCAUAUGUGCCCGAAGGAAAUUACACCAUGGUUGUGCGUGCGUUGAAGAUCUUCGGUAACCGCAAAAACCCCAGGGAUUAUGAGACUGUGCGAACAGUCAAUUUCGGAUUCACAUAUGCAACCUGA